Molecule: messenger RNA, 486 nt
Organism: Vanrija pseudolonga
Lineage: Eukaryota; Fungi; Basidiomycota; Tremellomycetes; Trichosporonales; Trichosporonaceae
Exons: 2
Coding region: 48-428 (126 amino acids)
Source: RefSeq, a predicted model, not a curated record
CUCUGCGACAAGUCAAGUCCGACAACCCCACCACCACGCACAAAGAAAUGUACAUCCCCGACGUCCAGAAGGCCCUCGUCGCAGCGCUCGGCAUCGCCGGCGCGCUCAAGCCGUCCAAGGUUGCCUCCGGCUCGGUGCUCGACUAUGCCGUCGAGUCGUGCCUCGACGACGACGGCAACGUCCGCUGCUCCAAGCCGUUCCUCGUGACCAAGAGCACGUGCUACAAGCUCAAGUGGCACACCGAGGGCGCCAUCUCGCACACCACCGUCGAGGUGCGCGACGCCGGAUCCAACGAGAUCGUCUACUACCGCGACACGGACGGCGAGUGGACGCCCGAGAAGGGCGAGCUGGUCUACCUCGACUUUAAGCCCAAGAUCCCGGGUCAGGGGAACAACACGGUCGACUACACCGUCAAGACUUGCGAGUAGGCUGGAGGUGCUCAGCUAGUGUCAGAAGUGUAGUUUGUCAUGUACCGUGUUCUGUUUA